AUGCACCUUGGGGGCCUAUUGGCUCUCACCGGUGCGAUCUGGUCAGCGCGGACCGAGGCGUCCUCUGGUUUGUCGACGAGCAGCGCAGAACAGCAUUACGGCAAGGUCGUCAAUCACGACGACCCGGACCCCCUGUGGGACAAGUACGGCUUAAACAAAUCCCAGGAGUUCAAGUAUUUCCAUGAACCGGGCCACGAUGAUAUUCUCGGCCAUUAUGAUUCCCGCUACUUUACCGAACCCGUGGCCGACGAGGAACGUCCGCAGACAAUGACCCAUAUGGUGCGCGCCUACUUAAAUUUCUUCGACGAAAAUGGAUUAGAGACGUGGAUCGCACAUGGGACGUUGCUGGGAUGGUGGUGGAACGGCAAGGUCAUGCCCUGGGACUGGGAUAUGGAUACGCAAGUACCGGAUACCACCUUGCGCCAUCUUGCCGACCGCUAUAACCAGACGGUCGUCCAAUACUCGACCAAACAUCCCGACGAACAGCGAACCUAUCUGCUCGACAUUAACCCCUGGGCUCGUCAACGCGAGAAUGGCAUGGGAUUGAAUAUCAUCGAUGCGCGAUGGAUAGACAUGCAAACGGGGCUCUAUAUCGAUAUCACCGGAUUGAGUAAAAUGAACCCGGAGAAGCCGAACCUAUGGAUAGAUAAACACGAGCACCACUACCGGACGGAGGAUAUCUAUCCCCUGCGGAAGACCACCUUCGAAGGGGUUGCGGCCAAAGUACCCUUUGAUUACGAUGCGAUUCUGAUCGAGGAAUACGGGAAGACGGCCUUGACCAGCACGCAUUUUCAUAACCAUACGUGGAUCCCCGAAUCGGAGGAAUGGAUCCCCGAUGAUCAAGUGGCCGAUGCCAUCGACGACGAUAAACAGUACGAGUAG
Aspergillus bombycis is the source of this 882-nucleotide messenger RNA. RefSeq names its product putative mannosylphosphate transferase (Mnn4). The transcript has 3 exons. The coding region runs from base 1 to 882 and encodes 293 amino acids. NCBI's taxonomy places the organism in Eukaryota, Fungi, Ascomycota, Eurotiomycetes, Eurotiales, Aspergillaceae. The record is from RefSeq and is a predicted model, not a curated record.